UGGGGUGGUGGGUACAGAAUUACAGCCAACACAUAGGGUUCACCAUGUUCCAGACACUGUUUUUAAGUGCUUUCCAUAUACCAGCUCUUUUAAUCCUCAGGACAACCCUACGAGAAAGCUAGUAUGAGUAUAACUUCCUUUUUCACUGAGGAAACUGAGGCACAGAGACCUGAAAUGAUUCACCUGAGGGCAGAACAGCUGGCAUAUUCUUAAGGCCCUCUACUCUUCUCUAUGCUUGAGACAAUUUCUAAUUCCAAAAAAUAAUGAGAGAGAAGAGGGCAGCAGGGAGAUGUGACCACGCCCACGGUCAUUUCUCCCACAGGCACCACGAGGCUGGCUGCCCUGCCUUCAUCAUGAUCAAGCUGAGCCCACUGCGGGACCGCCUCGUGGUGACGGAGUGCCAGCUGACCGCGCACCCUACCUGCCCGACCGAGUUCGCCUGCUACUUAGAGCUGGGCCGCCUCCUGGCCAACACCUGCCUGCCAGCGCGCACCACCAACAAGACCUCCAAGCAGUUCCUGUCCCCCGCCGACGUGCACCGCCUGCUCUCCUACUGCAAGGACAGCGACCACAAUAUCAUUGACACCUUGCACGUGCUGGAGGGGCUCUUCCACACUGACCCCGAGGCCAAGGUGAAGCUGGUGUUCAUGAAGAACCAGGCGGUGGUGGAGACCGUGCUCUUCCUGACGUCGCGCACUCGGGCGCUGCUGCGGCGCUUCUCGCGCAUGCUCCUAGUGGACCCGCUACCGGCGCUGCAGGGCGCGCUGGACCUGCUAGUGGUCUUGUUGGUGGAUGGCCUGGGCCGCGCGCGCCCGGCCGCCUGCUGCGUGGAGCGCCCAGGGACACUGAGCCUGCUGCGCUUAGUGCUACAGAGUACGCCGGAUGUCAAGGGCCACGUGCGCUGCCUGACAGCGGGGCCCGAGGUGACAGCGCAGCUGCCCGCCGUGCGCCAGCUGCUGCCCGGUGCGCGUGUGCAGAUAUGCCGCGUGCAGGGCCUCGAGACGCUCUUUAGCAAGGCGCAGGAGCUGGGCUGCGCGGGCCGCGAGGAUCCCGGCUUGUGGCCGCGACUGUGUCGCCUGGCUGGCGCUCCGUCACCUGCCACCUACACCAAGGUUCUGGCCAAGCUGCGCGCCCACGGCCCGGCCGCCUUCGUCGACUACUUCGAGCGCAACUGGGCCUCCCGCCGCGACACUUGGGUGCGCUUCCGCGCCUUUGAAGCGACCCGCGACCUGGACAUGUGUGCCCUGGUGCGCGGCCACCGCCGAUGCCUGCUGUGCUGCCUCAGCCCCUCACGCAGCAUGGCGCAGUGCCUUCGCGACUUGGUGACCAUGCAGUGGGCUGAUGCGUCCAGAGAGGUGGUGCCCGAUGGCCCCGGCGGUGGGGAGCCUUGGUUGGAGUGCAAGCAGGGGAGGAGAGCCCAGGUGGAGAAUGAGAGGAUGAAGGGCCUGGAGAACGGGGAUUGGGGAGGGACCCCGAAUGAAGGAAGUAUUUGGAGAGGCGUCCAGCUGGAGAAGAAGUGGGCCAGACAACUGGAGCCCAGAGACUUGGGAGGUGCUCAGUUAGCAAGUGAGAAGGAGAGAGGGUUGCAAAUCCGAUAUUGGAAAGGGGUCCAGUUUCAUAACCAGAAGGUGAGAGGGCUAGAGGAGUGCCGGAGAGGGUCCCAGUUGGAGAACCAGGGUCUGAAAAGGUUGAAAGGGUAUCCCUGGAGGAUGGCUCAGUUGGAGGAUCGGAGGAUUAGGGUUCUGGAGACCAUAGACCAGAAAAGGACCCAGUUUGAUUAUGAGGAGGCCAGGAGUCUUGAAGGGAGCACCUGCAGGGGGGCCAGGUUGCACGAUGAGAGAACCAGUGGACUGAAAACCAGAGACUGGAAGGGGCCUCAGAUAGAAGCCAAGAAGGGAGGGCAGCUGGAGGUCAGAAACUGGAGGGGGGUCUAUUUGAAGAAGCCCCUCAAGUUGGUCCCUGAGAACAGAGACCAAAGGGGUCUCCAGUGGGGAGAUAAGAGGCAGAGAGGGCCAGGAAUUAGAGAAGAGAGAGGAGUAGUGAGGUUGCGGGUCAAAAGAAAAAGGGACCUGGAAGACAUAGUUCUGGUCCAGCUAAGGGACACAUACUGGGUGACAGGCCUGGAGGAUGGGGAUGGAGAUGGAGCCCAGCCUGUGGGCCCCAAGAGUAGGGGAGGGCAAGGAAGGGAGUGUGUGCACACAGGAGGGAGGUACCUAGGACUGGGGAAUGGAGUUAUGUGUGGCACCCCCAUGGGAACUGUGUUUAAGGACGAUCCAGAAUGUCCAGUGACAAGGAGAGUGUACCUGGCUACAGGGGACAGCCUGCAGGAAGGAAGUGAAGGAGAAUCCCCGAGGGAACCUAGGAGGCUUUGCUGCCCCUUGGGAGAGGAGAUGGACUGGGAGCCCCUGGCCAAAUUCUGAGCAGCCUGCGGGCCAGAGCUGGCAGAUCUUGUGGCCGAGGAGCUGGCCUUUGCCAGGCAGCAUGGGACCCAGGGUUUCCACAUGACGGGAGCUGGCUUUGCCCUUAAGGAUGACACUUCAGAUUUCUUCCUGGGCGGGGCCCUGACACGCUGCAGCUGCUCCAUCCACUCCGCCCAGCAUCUGCCCUGCCGCCACCUCUUCACGGCGUGCCUCCUCACUGGGGCAGCCUUAUUCCAUAUGGACCUGCUCAGGGACUGCUGGGGGAGAGCCCCAGAGUCCUGAGCCUCAGGCCCCUGCCCACCACCCUGCACUGUGAGGGUGGGAGGGCAUUCUUUGAUCCCAAAGAUAACAGAACUCAAGCCAAGGAGGCCACCCCAGUUUCUCUGGCUAUCUCCUGGGUCACCAGUGUCCUAACAUUCCACUUCUCCCAAAGGAUCUCAAUUACCUGUUAAUAUACUGCUUUCUCCAAUAAUCUGUGUUCACCAUCUUUAUUAAUAGUCAAUCUUCCCCAAGGGAUCUCAUCUUGGCAGUUUGCCUCUCUGGGUCCUAGGGGAAGUUGACAGUGGUCGCCGAGGCCUGAAACCACAGGUGUGGAAGAUGGUAGUGACCAGGGUGAAUUCUGAGGGUUUCUUCAGAAUAUAAGCAAGAGGUAUAGACAGGGUCAGGCUGGGGCAGAAGGAAGAAAGGGACAAACUGGGGAGGGGAGUACACUAGGCACUAGGGAGGGCCUGGCCAAGAGGAGACUGGUAAAGUCCAGGGAGUUUAGGGAGUGAAGGAAAAAAGCAAGGAAGAAGGUAAGGAUAAAUGAAGGAGAGGUAAGGGUGGGAAAGACAAAGAAGAGAUAGAAAUGGAGAAAAGGCAAAAAUGAAGAAGAAAUGGGGAGAAGCAGAGGGAGGCAGGAGAGGAGAGGGGGAUGGGGGAAAGGAAGAAGGAGACACAGCAAAGGAAAGGUGUGGGAGAUGGAGAGACAAGAAAAGAGAGGAGUGAUUUGGGUAUUUCCAAGCCUGGAGACUUGGAUCCCCUUUGCCUUUUGAUUGGUCAUUUCAGGAAGAGACAGAAGAGGAGGAAGGCACAGGGAGUCUUUAGGAAUGGGCUGGGGGCUUUCCCGCAGGGUUGGGGAGCCAUCUGAACUAUUACGCUUCAAGAUUGGAAUAAAACAAUAUUAUUUUGGUUUCCAUACUGAGUUCUUGGCUUCUGGAGGAGGGUCAGAGGCCCAGACCCUGAGGGAAACUGAGAAUGUCCAGCAUUCUUUCAACAAGGCCUAUGGGGGCCAGAUGGAAUGAAGGGGCCAAAAUGAAUCUGUCUCCAUGGUAGCACACCUUCAUGCGUGACCCUUGAACCUCGAAAUGCCUCACAUGCCCACCUCAAUUCCUUCAGGCCUCUGCUCAAAUGCCACCUCCUCCUAAAUGCCACUCCUGAACAGUCUGUCUAAAGAGUCCCCCCACUCCCCUUCUCAGCAUUAUUCUUUACAACACUUACCACUACCUGAAAUUAUACCACAUUGCUCUUUACCAGUUUAGCACACUGGCUAAGUUUAUAGAGUAUGAAACCAGACUAUCUUGUUUCAAAUCCCAGUUCCGAUACUUACUUGAUAUGUUACAUUUGGUUGCUUAUUCUCUUUGUUUCAGUUUGGAGAUGACAAUAGUACCUAUCAGGAUAGGUGAAUGAGCCUGUACCAGUGUCCUAACAUUCCACUUCCCCCUCAAAGGAUCUCAAUUACCUGUUAACAUACUGCUUUCUCCAAUAAUCUGUGUUCACCAUCUUUAUUAAUAGUCAAUCUUCCCCCACCAAAAUAUAAGCUCUCUUUUAUGUCCCAUCGUCUUUCCAGUACCUAGAACAGUGCCUGUGGCAAAGUAAGCACUGAGAAAGAUGAAAAAAUAAAAAUGGCAGACUGGCUAAAAGCUGAUGCUUCGUUAUGCUUUAUUGUUGCUAUGGUGACAGUCUAGCCGGCCGGAAGAUUCCCAGCUUCAGUAACCUUGUGCUAACCCCACCCGGCUCACCCAUUGGCUACCUGUUUCUACGCUAUAGCUGCCAGAAAACUACAACUCCCAGCUGGCUGAGCGCCUGCCUGCUAAAUAGGGCGCCUGUGCAGUAGAAUCUGCUGUCCUGGCGCUCCAUCUGAGCGCUUAGUGGGGACACUAAGAAUGGGGGCAGAGGAAUGAUGAUGACACUGAGGCACAGAGACGUUAAAUAACUUGACCAAAAUCACACACCAGAAGUAGCAGAACCAGGAGUUGGACCCAGGCAGCCUGGUACUGGACUUCACCAUGUAUCCUGUGUGUGUUCCCUUUGGGAAGUUCAGAUUAGCAAGUAGAACAUGAUGGGAGUGAUAAGAGGGUAGUAGGUUGUAAAAGGAAAAAGAAUCGAGCCAUUUGAGCAUUGUGCAGUUUUUAUAGGAUUCUUAUACAGGUGAGUGGAGGUGUGUAGGGAGCUCUGGGAUGUUUGGGGAGAGUAGGGGAGUUAUAGGAAGAGUUUGGUGUUUUGAGGUGUAAUGGGAAGUUGUCUAGCUAUAUUGUCUAGUACAGUAGCAGCUAGCCACAUGUGGCUAAAUUAAAUUAAUUAAAGUUAAAUACAGUUAAAAAUUCAGUUCCUUGGCAGGUCAAGGUGGUGGAGUGGGUAAACGCUGUGCUUGCUUCCUUCCAUGACUACAUCAGAAUUACAACUAAAUUAUAGGACAAUUAACCCCUGGGGAACCAUCUGAAGACUAACUGAAUGGAACUCCUAUAAACUAAGACUAUGAAGAAGAAGCCACAUCAAGACUGUGAGCCAGAGGACUGCCCAGGCCUGCAUCUCCACCCCAGGGACCACCCAGGCUCAUCCCCUAGAGAUAAAUUUUUCUGUUGAAACACCCCUAGAAAAAGGAGGUAAGACCCCCAACCAGAACUAGCUAGUUUUUAGUGCUUGUGCAGACUGCUGGAACCUGCUCGUAGCUUGAACUCCAACCUCAUUAUAAUACAAUUAAAAUAAAAUGAACAUUGUGGCUUGGCAGCCCCC
Messenger RNA from Hipposideros armiger (great roundleaf bat), 5414 nucleotides. RefSeq names its product zinc finger SWIM-type containing 9 (gene ZSWIM9). Gene Ontology annotation, molecular function: zinc ion binding. The record is from RefSeq and is a predicted model, not a curated record. Lineage: Eukaryota; Metazoa; Chordata; Mammalia; Chiroptera; Hipposideridae.